CCUGCGAUGACCGGACCUGUGCCGAGUGACGUCAGAAGGCACCUAACCUUGACGAACCGUGUGCUUUGCGGGUCUCCUUCCUGUUCCCACUUUUCCUCUAUUCGGCGAUUGCCUCGUGUUGGUCUGCGUCGGAUUAGCAAGAUUUUACGCGCGCCGACCGAAGUGCAACGCAGCGCGACGCAUUACCAUAGCCACAGUGUUUUCUUAGGAUCCGUCCAGCGAGCGGGACUGCGGGACGAGCCGGCGGCAGUACUUGCAGUACUUAGAGGCACUCCGUGUCGUCGGACAGUGGAGAGCGAGCAUCCGAGGAGGCAGCACCUAUGUAACACCUGCACCCGGCGCCCAGCCUACUCGCUUCGUGCACGGCGAUCACGCGUCGCAUGAUGUCUACCGCGUCGCGUGUGACUGCGGAGGACGGGUGCGAGUGCCCAGUGUGUGGGAAGAGAUUGCAAAGAGGUUCUUCCCUUAAGUUGCACCUCCAAACUCACUCAGGGGAGAGGCCUUUCGAGUGCUCCGUAUGCAAGAAAAAGUUUACUCAAGCUAUUCACCUCAAGCUUCACUUCAGGAUUCAUACAGGAGAAAAACCAUUUACGUGCUCAAUUUGCGGCAAGGGUUUUAAGAUUAGUGGACAACUUAAGUUACACACCAGAACGCAUUCAGAGGACAGGCCAUUUGAGUGCACAAUUUGCGAGAGGACGUAUCGCUUUAAAAGCAACUUGAAAUCUCACCUCCGUGCUGCACAUUCAGAAGAUCCAUUUCAGUGCUCUCUUUGUUUAAAAAACUUUUCUUCAGGUGGCAACCUUCGGACGCACCUUCGCACCCACACAGGGGAGAAGCCAUUUAAAUGCUUAGUAUGUAGUAAAGGUUUUCGCAAUGCUGCGAAGCUUCAGAUCCACCUCCGAGUCCACUCGGGUGAGAAACCAGCUGAGUGCUCUGUCUGCAAAAAGAGGUUCAGUAGCACCGAUUACCUCAAGCUGCACAACCGUAUCCACACUGGAGAAAUGCCCUACACGUGUCCGGUUUGUGGGAGGAAGUUUGCUGUGCUGUCUUCCUUGAAGAGUCACCUCGUUACGCACACAGGAGAGAAGCCUUAUGAGUGCAAAGUCUGCAACAAGACAUUUGGAAGCAGUAAUUGCCUGAGUACUCAUAAACGCACUCAUACAGGAGAGAAACCCUAUGCGUGCCCGAUUUGUGAGAAGAGGUUUAGUAUAUCUGGCAACUUAACGGUACACAUCCGCACCCAUACGGGCGUGAAGCCUUUCCAGUGCUCUGUCUGCAAGAUGGAGUUUGUUGGAGCUGGCGGUCUGAGUUCGCACCUCCGCACGCACUCGAAAGAGAAGCCCUUUGAGUGCUCAGUUUGCAACAAGAAGCAUUCCAGCGCUGUUUUGCUCAAGCAACACCUUCUGCGACACAAGGGGGCCGAGCCACUAGAGUGUGCCUUGUGUAACUUGACGUUUAUUCAUGGUCAUUCGCUGGAAGUGCACCUUCGUCGGGUGCACAAGGGGGAGAAACUGUACGAGUGUUCUGUUUGUCAGAAGGACUUCUGUAGCGGCAGCGCUCUAACUAUGCACCUCCUCACCCAUACGGAGGAGAAGCCAUUUGAGUGCUCAGUCUGCAACAAGAAGUGCGUUCAAGCUGGUGCACUGAGAACGCACAUGCGUGUGCAUACACGUGAGAGGGAGACAUUGGAGUGCUCAGUCUGCAACAAGAAGUACGUUCAAGCUGGUGCACUGAGAUCGCACAUGCGUGUUCAUUCACGGGAGACAUUUGAGUGCCCUGUCUGUGCAAAGAAAUUCAGUUCAAGCUGUGAACGUCAGAAGCACAUCCGAUGCCACCAGAAGCAAUACAAGUGCUCCGUUUGUAAGAAGUCGUAUAAACUCAGAGGUUUCUUAGAGAAUCACCUCCGUCGUCAUCUGGAUGACGAGGCGGACUCAAAUAAUGAGUAGAGAUGUUCUUCGUGUACAACGCCCUUGCUUCGUCUCACCGUCGGCUUCUAACGCUCAGUCCCUCUGCGUAUAAUAUCAAGAUUUGGUUUACUUUUGUAAUGUGCCAGGACGCUGUGAAAUAAAGCUGCAGCAAGUUAUAGUUA
Messenger RNA from Thrips palmi, 2089 nucleotides. RefSeq names its product zinc finger protein 26-like. The record is from RefSeq and is a predicted model, not a curated record. Gene Ontology annotation, molecular function: DNA-binding transcription factor activity, RNA polymerase II-specific; RNA polymerase II transcription regulatory region sequence-specific DNA binding. Bases 381 to 1946 code for a protein of 521 amino acids. The transcript has 3 exons. NCBI's taxonomy places the organism in Eukaryota, Metazoa, Arthropoda, Insecta, Thysanoptera, Thripidae. Gene Ontology annotation, cellular component: nucleus. Gene Ontology annotation, biological process: regulation of transcription by RNA polymerase II.